AUGAAUAACGACCAGUUCAGAAAGCUGCUCAAUACACCGGCGCGACAAGAUGGUGCCAGCAGCAACCCGCGGCCGAGUGCCGUACCCUCAUCACUUGGAUCAAAACGCUCUUCUUUUAUGCCCAUGACGCCACGUUCAGUUCGAGGUGUCACUGGAAACGAUUUCGCCCGCCAGGUUGCCGAGCGCAAUGCCGCAAACCAGACUACCAAGAAGUUCAAAGGCGGUGCUGCGCCCAAAGGAUCGCGACUAGGCUCAGGCUUCACCGACCGUACGCAGAACCGAUACGAUGACGAGACCGAUGAGCGAGCUGCCCGUAUCAAAGCUCUUGAGGAACAAGUCAAACUCGGACAACUCGACCAUGCGACUUUCGAGGCUCUACGCGAUCAAAUUACAGGCGGUGAUGUUGGUGCUACACAUUUGGUCAAGGGUCUGGAUCGCAAAUUGCUCGAGCGAGUCAGAAAAGGUGAAGAUGUGCUGGGAGGCUCUGGACCUGCGAAAGAGGAAGACUUAGAAGAUGAGUUUGAGAAAUUCGAAGAGAAGGAGGUUGCUCGUGUCGAGCGAGAGAAGGUCGUCAAGAAGGGAGAAAUGGCCCCUCCUCCACCCGUCGCUGGCGCAAAGAGAUCUAGAGAUCAAAUCCUGGCUGAGCUGAAAGCACAACGGAAAGCGCAGGCUGAUGCAAGAUUGGCUGCGAGACCAGAGUUGGGCGACAAGUUUCGUGACGUUGGUUCUUCGCGCGCAAGUUCGCGUAUCGAAGUGGAUGCAAAAGGGCGUGAAGUCCUUAUCACCACUGACGAGCAUGGAAACGUCAAGAAGAAGGUUAGAAAGGUCCAGGUACCGAGCGAAGAGCCUGCUCAACAAGCACAACCGCACAAGUUCCUCGACGAAGGUAUCACAGUGCCAGCACCGAAACCCGUUGAGAAACCUGUAGAAGCAACCAAGGACGAUUCAGAUGACGACAUCUUUGAUGGCGUUGGCGAUGAUUACGACCCGCUAGGAGGAUUGGGCGACGACGAUGACUCUUCAGACGACGAAGAUGGAGAAGUACGGGAGAAGGCGAUCAAGCUCGCCCCAUCACAAUCAAAGUCACCUUCUUCAGAGACAGAAGCAACAUCAAAUUCGGAAUCAAAAGAAGCCACAACAACCUCAAUGCCACCCCCUCCACCACCAACACAACCCACAGCUCCACGCAACUACUUCCAAUCCACCACAACCACAACCAACGAAACCACAGAACCACAAGCACCCCAAAACCCCUUCAACGACGCCUCCUUCCUCGCCGCCAUCAAAAAAGCCGGCGCCCUCUCAAACAUCUCCCUAUCCCUCAAUGCAUCCUCCUCUGACGACCCAUCAGCCCCCGAAUCAGCAGAAGCCAAAGAACUACGUCUGCAGAAACGAGCACAGAUGCUUGCAGCCAGUGACCGCGAUCUCGAAGACAUGGAUCUUGGGUUCGGGUCUUCGAGGUUUGGAGAUGAGGAGGAGGGCGAUGAUGGACAGAGGAUCAAGUUGUCGACUUGGAAAGGUGGCGCUGGUGAUGAUGACGAUGAUGGGCAUGAGGGUGGUGGUAAAGAGAAGAAAAAGAGAGGUAGGAAGAGAAAGGGUGACAAGAAUAGUGCUCAAGAUGUCUUGGGUGUUAUGGAGAGGAGGAAGGAGGCUGGAAAGUAG
This is a messenger RNA of Aureobasidium melanogenum CBS 110374, 1662 nucleotides long. RefSeq lists its product as uncharacterized. The record is from RefSeq and is a predicted model, not a curated record. Gene Ontology annotation, cellular component: nucleus. NCBI's taxonomy places the organism in Eukaryota, Fungi, Ascomycota, Dothideomycetes, Dothideales, Saccotheciaceae. The coding region runs from base 1 to 1662 and encodes 553 amino acids. Gene Ontology annotation, biological process: mRNA splicing, via spliceosome. The transcript has a single exon.